Messenger RNA from Mesorhabditis spiculigera, 1548 nucleotides. The record is from the annotation of a GenBank genome assembly. Lineage: Eukaryota; Metazoa; Nematoda; Chromadorea; Rhabditida; Rhabditidae.
AUGGGAUCUCACGCUAACGAGGCCUACUCUCAACAAAAUAUGAACAAUCGAGUUCCAGCGCACAUUUCGCAGUCUGCUCGUCAAUUGACCAACGGCCCGCCACCGCCUGCCAACUACCAGAUGGCCCAAAUGCCUAUGAAUAUGCCGCAGCAGAUGGCAGCGCAUGGCACUGACAUGUAUGGCCAACAGGCGAUGGCUGGCCGGCUGCCGCAUAUGCCUCCGGCGCCGCGUCCAAUGUCGGGUCCUCCGCCCGGCGCCUACCCGGUGCCGCCACAGCAGAUGAACCCUCAUCAGCCCCACUAUCACGGAGCCCCUCCAGGACAGCAUCAUCACCCUGGCGCUAUGCAGAUGAUGCCGAACUUCCCUCCUGGCAUGCAAGGAAUGCCGAUGCAGAUGCCACCACCAACGAUGUACAUGAUGCCCAUGCAGCAUAUGAUGCAGCAACAGCCCCCUGGUAGCGAAUAUUAUCAGGACCAAUACCAUCAACAGCACGCCCAGCAUCCUCCUCCACAAAUGAUGCAGCCAAACUACGGCAUGGCGCCGCCCGAGCCUGAUUAUGCUAUGUACAACCACAUGAUGCAAGGCGCCGCUAAUCCAGCGAUGAUGAUGCCCCGGCAGCCCAUCCCUCCCCUGAUGGGCCAGCAAAUCUUCCAACCUGGCAUGGGCCAACAGCCAACGGAAGCGCAUGAAUAUCAACAUACGCAGCCUCCUACCUAUCACCCGCAGAAUGGCCAGAACAGAAAUAUGCAGCGAGAUGGCCCGCUCCGAACCUUCAGCAAUCAGCCCUCCCUGAGCCGGAAGCAGAGUGACGUCACGGCCGAAGACGAUGGAAAGAAUCAGACGCGGGACAAGAUGCGCCAGGCGGUGCUCGCCAAGCUCGAGGCGGAUAAGAGCAGUGAAGCUGAACAGGCGGCCGCGAAUGAAGAAAGCUCCAAUCUGGAGAUGCAGGAGCUGGCCUCGGCUUUAGAGGAGACCCAGGCGUCAAACUCUGAGACGACGACCGUCAUCGAGAACAAGGCGUAUGCCGGGAAAACCAACUUCCAAGACGAACAGUCCGAACCUGAGGACAAGCCUGCGCCGGUGAAGCGAUGCGACGAUGUUCGCGCCACGCAAAACCGCCCUUCUUCCGAUGUGCGCAUGUCGCGUGACAGCACUGGUAGCCGCGAUCGCCCAAAGCUUCUUAACCUGCUGGAGCCCGCGGACGAGUCGAAGGCUGAUCGCGUGCGACGCACCCGGACUUCUACUGCUCCUACUGUGUUGAGUCCAAGCCGGAAGCCGCGAUGUCUCAUCGUUAACCCGUCGCCCACGCCGCACACCACGGAGAAGCCGCAUCCCCGCGGCGAUGGCAACUACAAUAGUUACCGGGGCCAUUCCGGACCUGGGAACUACGGCGGCCCUCGAGGCGGAUCUUUCCAAACGGGCCGAGGCGGAAGUAUGCAACGUCAUGAUUACCACGGCAGCAGGGAAAGCUUCAAGUCACAGGGGAACUAUUCGACCGGCGGAGGGCAGAAGCCGUACCCACCCAAUCAUAGUGGGCCGUUCCGGGGG